Drosophila nasuta is the source of this 10281-nucleotide messenger RNA. It is a transcript of the gene east, whose product is annotated as enhanced adult sensory threshold. Gene Ontology annotation, cellular component: nucleus. NCBI's taxonomy places the organism in Eukaryota, Metazoa, Arthropoda, Insecta, Diptera, Drosophilidae. The transcript has 8 exons. The record is from RefSeq and is a predicted model, not a curated record. The coding region runs from base 485 to 9169 and encodes 2894 amino acids.
GCGUUCACAACUCUGUCGGUCGGGUUCUGCAUUUUAUUUUAUUAUUAUUAUUAUUUUUUUUUGUUUUUCUCUGCUUUGGCUUGUGUGUUUGGUGUAGUGUGGUGCAGUAUAUUAAAAACUGACCGCGUUUUCAUCGACUUUGAUUCGCAUUCAACGCGAAUACAACAAAAUACUACGAAUUGAUUUACGCGAUUUAAUUGAAUAACAAUAUAAAUGCGGAAAAUUCGCAAAUGAUGCGAAGGCGACUCUGAAAAAGGAAAAAGCAAAGAGAAUUAAGUAGUUAACAAAUGGGACCAAAUCACAACAACGCUCUCAAGUAUUUACAAGCUGAGCAGCCAGAGAUUCGUUGUCACAGACACACCGACGACCGCAAGCAGCAGCAGCAGGAGCUGGCGGCGGAGGCAAGUGUAUUAAAAGCGUCAAAAUAGGAGCGUCGACAUCGUCGGCAGCAGCGUCACCAGCUUUGCCCCGUGACAGCUCGAGGAUGUCGGCGCGCAAGCCAGCGACAGUAGCAAUAUCAACACCAGCAAAAUCGGAUAACAAUAAUGUAGCAACAUCACCCACACUUGAAUUGGAAGGAACUGUAUCGGGCGGUGAUGAAGCUGCAACUGGAGGAACGUCAGCAACAACAACGGCAGCGUCUGAUGGAGAAGUGGAGACAACAACUCCUGAGGAAGAGGUAGAUCAAGGGCCACCAGAGAAGGAAAAGGACAAGGAGACGACGCUAGAGGCGACUGUGAAAGACAGCGGCUCGCCUAGAAAGUCGUUGACGGACACAAAGAUACUGCGGAACACGCGUCUGUCAUCGCCACUGCUGCUGGGUGCUGCCAGCGAUGGCGAGGAUCAACAGCCCAGCAACAGCCAAAAUAACCAGAGAAAGGGCUCAACGGAUCGUCAGAUUAUACGCGGCCGUAAGUCCAUAAAGGAGAUGCGCGAGGCGAAGCUGCAGGACGAACUCAAUGUGAAAGAGGAGUUGGCCAACUUUGAGCUCGAGGACGAAGCGAAGGACACAAAAGACAAUGUCAAGUCAGUGCUGGACAGUAAAGAUAAAGAAAAAGAGACGACGCCAACUCCAACAACUGCCACUUCCACUCCGACUCCCACUCCUGUGUCCACUCCCGCCACAACCUGCAAUCGUGUUACACGGAAAGCACACGCUCAGGAGCUGGCCAACAACAUGGCCGCUAACAACAACACACGCGUCACCCGCAAUCGCCGGCAAUCGUCGACGGUCAACAACGAGCCCCAGCUGCCGGCUCGGGGUCGCCGAAAAAAGGCAGCGUUGCUUAAGCGCAAGCGCUCCAUCGACGAUGCGUCCAACGAGUCUAGCUUGGCUUUAAAAUACACCAAAGUCGAGGUCAAGGAAGAGGACGACGAUCCCGACUCGAGUGUGGCAUCACUGGCUGGCGAUGAAGUCGCUGUCACGCCCGCCAAAUCCUCGUCGUCGUCGUCGGGUUCGUCGUCAACGCUCAACAUCAAGCUAGAGCUGCCUGACACCGAGGAUACUCCCAUGCACACACCCGAGCUGCCCUCCCCCGCUGUGCAGCAAUCAACGGCCAGUCGACGUGGUCGAGGCAGACCCCAAACACGGACUACGCCCGUCAGUUGCACUGGGAGCAGCACACGUGCCACACGCCACAGCAAGGCCGGCUCGCCGUGUCUGUUGUUGGCAACCACGCUCACUGAGCCGCCCACGGCUUCGAAGCGCCGUCGGGUCGGUUCAUUGAAUCGCAGUCUCCUGGUCGCCAAGCCGACGUCAUCAUCGUCCGGCAACGCUGGAGUUGACGAGGACUCCAAGGAUAGUCUGGCAUCCAGUUCCAUGGAUGAUUUGUUGCUGCCCACGGCAGAAAUAAAACAGGAGAAAAUUACCAUGGACUUUGAGGAGAGCCUUGAUGCCGGGAGGACCACAAAACCGACCGAUCCGGAGCCCGUUGAGGAGGCACCACCAUCAACAAGUGCUGCCGCCUGCUCCAAUGGCAUCGAGCCGCUGACAGUCGACACUGAUCCGGUUGCAGUCAAGGCAUCACCUGCCAAUGAACUGGAGGAACAACAAACAGCAGUCGAGGGAACGGUCAAGGACUUGGCAACAGGUCAGGAAACAGAAAUAGAGGCGGGAGAAACCGCAUCGGCGAACGAGAACGAGACGGAGGCUGGCAAGGCGCCCUCGCUGAGCCCAGAAAUGAUUAGCGAGGGUGUCAGCGCCAUUAGCGUAAAGCAGUUCUAUAAGAAGCCCGAGUUUCUGGCCAACAAUCUGGGCAUCGAGAAGGAUCCUGAGCUGGGCGAGAUCGUACAAAUUGUUACGGAAACGACAGUCGACGCUGAGGCUGAGGCUGAAACGGAAGCUGAAGCUGACGUUGAGGUCGAAGCUGAUGCUGAGGCCCAAAUCGAAACCCAGGCCGAAACGGAGCUGAUCCUUGAGCUGGACGGGGAUGCGGAGAGCAAACAGGAUAAUUCCGCCUACUCCUCCGCGGCCAUGGACGAACUUCGUGUCGAUGAAAGCGGCGAUGAGACCACUGAAAUACUGGACGACCAAAAGACCACAGAUGAGCAGGAAACAGCUGCUGAAAAGCAAGCAACAACAACAGCCGCAGGGGAGGAGGAAGAUGCGACAGCUGCUGCCGUCGCUGUUGCUGCUGAGACAAUGAGCUCGCCGGGCGAGCUAAACGGCGAGACUGAGCAAGCAUCCAAGGCGGAUGACUACGAUGACUUCGAGAGCGAGAUUAUGGAGCAGCUGGCUAAGGAAGGCGUAGUGGAUGCCAGUGGCAAUGCGCUUAGCGCCACCAAAGCGUCGACACUGGAUAAGCCAACAACGCCACCAUGUGAUUCGCUCAAGAUUGUGCAGCAGGAUGAGGACACUGAAGCGGAAGCUGUCGUGAAGGAAGAGCAGGAGGAAGAGGAGGUUGAGAAAGAAAAACAGCUGCCGCCUACUGAGGAGGAAGUUGCAAAAAAGAAACCAAGCCAAGUGGAGCUCGACUUGGAGGUGGCACCCUACACCGAGGAACAGGAGGCGGAGGCCAAUGCCGAGGCUGAUGCUGAUGAUGACGCCGAUGGCGAGGGCGAUGCCGAUGCCGAGAUGCAAAUACUCAGCGAGGAUUGCGUCGAAUAUCCCGAGGAGAACAAAGAGAAUGUGUCGACUGCGGCCGCAGAUGGCAUCGUUGUCGCAGCCGGUGGCGAUGCUGUCAACUGCGAAUCAUCAAUGGACAUGGACAUUGAUCUGGCAUUCAAGAGCGAGGACAGUGCUGUCGCCGCCAAUCUGGAAGUGGUGGCCGAGGUUGAGGGAAAGGAAGAGGUAAAACCGAAGAUGGAGGAUGAGGCGAAGAAGUCAAUUGAUGAGCACAAGAUCGUGACCAAGAUGGAAACUAAUGGCGAUGGCGACGGCGACGAUGAGGUGCUGCGUCGCGAGAAGGAGCUGCAUCUGCAGCAUCUCGGUCUGCUGACACAUCAGGCAGCCGAGCAGCUGCGUCAGGAAUACAUCCAGGAGGCGCACACUCGCGCCGUCCACCAGCAGCAACAACAGCAGCAUCAUCCCAGCGGCAAGCGAUCCGCUGCCAAGGGCAAUGCGCACAUCGAAUCCAGCGGCACACUCAAGACGGUCAUCAAGCUCAAUCGCAGCAGCAACGGCGGCUCAGGAGGAGCAGCUGCGGUGCCCACAGGCACCGUUAUACACGGCGCUGCUGUCGGUGGAGCGGGCAAUGCAGGCGUCUCGGGUGGUGCAGCGACGACGACGUCGGGCAUUGGGAGUGCAACGCGCAAAGGUGGCAUCGUGGUUGGAGGCGGCCAUACGGGAGCGGCGAGCAGCUCGGCGCACGGUGUGCGACGACAAUCGCUUAAAAUGACAUUCCAAAAGGGACGGGCACGUGGACACGGGGCCACCGAUCGGGCGGCCGAUGGGCAGCAUGGGGCCCAUGCCGAAGACUAUUACACGAUACAGAAUGAGAACGAAGGUGCGAGCAAAUCGAAUGCAAAUCCGAAUCUGGGUAACGCCGGCCGCAAGACAACUAACCGUCUAAGCUCUACUAACAACAACCAUCACAACAACAACAAUCAGAAUCACAGCAACGGCAACAACAAGCAGCAGUUGCAACAACAACAUCAGCAACAGUUGCAGCACAGCAAACAUAACAAUGAUUCGUCACACUCGGAAGGCCAAGGUGGACAACUGGACCACAGCUUCUAUCAGACGGUGAAGAAGGACGAGAAGGAGAAAAUACUCAUACCAGAGAAGGCCUCCUCGUUCAAGUUCCAUCCGGGACGUCUGUGCGAGGAUCAAUGCUACUACUGCAGCGGAAAGUUCGGACUCUACGACACGCCCUGCCACGUCGGCCAGAUCAAGUCCGUUGAGCGUCAGCAAAAGAUACUCGCAAAUGAGGAGAAGCUGACUGUGGAUAAUUGCCUGUGCGAUGCGUGCUUCCGUCAUGUGGAUCGACGUGCCAAUGCGCCCAGCUACAAGAAACGCAUCUCUGCGCCAGGACACCUCGAGUCCAACAGCAACAACAACAACAGCGCUGCUGCCGGCGGCAGCAGCUUGGACAAGCACUUUGCUGGCGAUGCAACCGAUACUGACUUUGCCACAACUUCAUCGGGCGCUGCUUCCGCAUCGGCGCGUGUCUGCGCUGUCAAGGAUUGUGCCGAUGGGGCGAGUCAUUCGCUGCGGCGCAAAUGCGUGCGGAAGAGCGUCAAGAAAUGCCUGCUGAACUUCGAGAUACCCGUGGGCACAUCGAACGUCUGGCUCUGUGAGCCGCACUACAACACUGUCAUUCAAUCCUCUGGCUGUGUGCUGUGCAAGCGUCGUCUGGGCAAGAAUCACAUGUACCACAUCACCUCGCAGGACACUGAUCGACUGGAGAAGGCUCUGGCCGAGAUGGGCAUUCCUGUGCAGCUGGGCGUUGGCACCGCCGUCUGCAAGCUGUGUCGCUAUUUUGCCAAUCUGCUGAUGAAGCCGCCGGACAGUACCAAGUCUCAAAAGGCCGAGUUUGUAAAGAACUAUCGCAAGAGGCUGCUCAAGGUGCACAAUCUGCAGGACGGCAGCAACGAGGUCUCCGAGGCGGACGACGAAGAUGUGCGCGCCUCAACAAACAGCACAGUUGCCGUUGCUACAGCGUCGGCGGCAUCGUCGGCAGCUGGCUACGAUGAGGGGUCCACAGAGCUGCCUAUGGUGGUGGACUACGACGGGCCCGCGACGGACUCGAAUUCGAGCAGCUCGUCCUCCCAUGGCGCAGCCGCAGCCAGUGCGGCCAGCAAGCAAAUGUCCAAGCUGCAGGCGAUACUCCAGCAAAACCUGGCCGGCGAGACAGCAACGACGAACGUUGCCAGCAGCGGGGGCGGCGGCGUUGGCAAAGAUAAGGCUGCUGAUAUUUCGAAUGUGCUGCGCGGCAAUCCGAACAUAUCGAUGCGGGAGCUCUUCCACGGCGAGGAGGAGUUGGGCGUGCAGUUCAAGGUGCCUUUCGGGUGCAGCAGCAGCCAGCGCACGCCCGAGGGCUGGACACGGGUGCAAACAUUUCUGCAGUACGAUGAGCCGACGCGUCGCCUGUGGGAGGAGCUGCAGAAGCCGUACGGCAAUCAGAGCUCCUUCUUGCGCCAUCUCAUACUGCUGGAGAAGUAUUAUCGCAACGGCGAUCUGGUGCUUGCGCCACACGCCUCGCCCAAUGCCAGCGUCUACACACAAACGGUGCGUCAGCGCCUCAACUCCUACGAUCAUGGCCACUGCGGCGGACUGCAGAGCAAUGCGAAGAGUGCAGCUGAUGCUGCUGCUAGUCAGUCGCAGUCGCCGCCAACAGCAACAGCUGCAGCUGGCAGCAGCAACUUAUCCUCCUCCAGCUGUGCGGCGUCAACGAAUGCCGCCAGCGUUCUAGCAAGUGCCCUGAUUACUCCACAACAGCAGCAGAGCCAGAAUCAGAGUAGCGUUGAUUCGCUGUUGUUGCAGCCGCCAAGUCAGGAGGCGGUCAUUCCUUUGGUUGAGCUGAACGACGAUGAUGACGACGACGACGAUGAUGAUGAUGGUGGUGGUGGUAAUAACGGCAACCAGAAGCGGGAGGAUGUAGACUAUACGCCGCUUGAACGCCUGCGCAAUGUGUCCGUGGACAAGCUGACGAAGCAGCUCAGCUCGAAUGCAGUCACCAUCACUGCGCGGCCCAAGGAAAGCGGGAAGCAAGCGUCGUCAGCAGUUGAGGAGACAACAGCACACAAAAUGCCAUUGAGCAAGGAUGCGCCGCCUUUGGUGCCCACAAGCAGCGCAGCAGCAGCUGCGGCAGCGGCAGCCAACAGUCGCAGCAUUCUCAAAACCAAUCUGCUGAACAAGGCAGUCGAGUUGUUGCCGCUGUCAGCGGCACAGCAGCAACUCCAACAGCAACAGCAGCAGCAAUCGAAUCACAAACCCGCCGCGAAUGCGAACAACAACGAGAAGCCGCUCAAGCUGCUGGAUGUGGCCAAUCAGCUUGCGCGUAGCCACCUGGAGCAGCAGUCGGUAUCGCUGCUGACGCUGCAGCAGCAACAACAACAGCAGCAGCAACAAAAACAGAAACCUCUGGCUGCCGCUGCUGCAGUGUUGCAACAGCCCAGCAAGCCAGCAGCGACGAAUGUGGCACAGUUGCUGAGCUCGCCACCUGAGCUCAUCAGUCUGCAGCGACGACGCACAAGUGGCGUGGCUAUCGCAACUAGUGUCAACUCAGCGGCAGCUGCAGCAGCAGCAGCAGCGGCAACGAUUGCAUCGGUACCCGGACUGGCUGGCAAGCGACUCCAAUUGCCUCGGGCAGGCGGCGGCAGCGGUGCUGCCAACGCGCCCAGUGUGAUCAUGCUGCCGGAUUCGCUGUCGCCGCAGGAGCGACAUGACAGCAAGAGCUGGAAGCCCACACUGAUACCGCUGAAGGAGCAGCACAAGGUGCCGAACAAGUCGCCGACUCUGUUCCAAACAGCCGACGGACGUCGCCUGCCGGCCCAAGUGCAGGUGCAGUCCGGCGGCAAGCCAUACCUCAUCUCCAUCAUAGACUACAAUCGCAUGUGCAUAUUGCGACGCGAGAAGCUGAUGCGCGACCAGAUGCUGAAGACGAAUGCCAAGUCCAAGCCAGGUGGUGGUGGCCAGGCGCAGUCGCAGUCUCAGUCGCAAUCCCAGCAGCAGCAACAACAGCACUCGUCGAACUUUGCUGGCCUAAGCAGCAAAAUGGCAGCAGCUCAACAGACUGCACGCCAGCAGCUGCAGCAGUUGCAACAGCAGCAGCAACACAAGCAACAGCUGCCUACGCUGCAGCCAGGCGGCAGCAGCGGAUUGCGUUUGGCUCGUCUGGCGCCGAAGCCAAUGCCACCACUGAGCAACCCACAGCAGAAUGCGACCACGACUAGCAACAGUGGCAGCAGCUCGACGACGACAACGCAGGCGACCAACUAUCAGCCGAUGCUGGUGAAUGCCUUGGCUGCUGCGGCAGCGGCUGCAGCGACGGGCAGCAGCAGCGGAUUGGACAACAACACCUCGUGGCUGUGGAAGAACUAUCCGGAUCACUCGCAGUUUCUACUGAAUGGCAAUGGCAGCGGAGCUGGAAACGCCAGCAAAUUACCGCAUCUCACCAGCAAGCCGACAGCGACAAGCAUCAGUGGGGGCGGCAGCGGAUUAGGUGGGAGUGGCAGUGGUGGAGGUGCGAUUACUUUCACGCUCAAACAGCAGCAACAACAGCAGCAGCAGCAGAAGCUCAUCGAUAAUGUCAUCAUGUCCAAGAUACCCAAGAGUCUGACAGUCAUACCGCAGCACAUGGGUGGAGGAGGAGGAGGUGGCGGAGACUUGACAGGUUCAGGCUCAAAGGAAUGUUUGCAAAAACACGACCAUGCAUACCAUAGCCACCUGGAGCAGCAGUCGGUAUCGCUGCUGACGCUGCAGCAGCAACAACAACAGCAGCAGCAACAAAAACAGAAACCUCUGGCUGCCGCUGCUGCAGUGUUGCAACAGCCCAGCAAGCCAGCAGCGACGAAUGUGGCACAGUUGCUGAGCUCGCCACCUGAGCUCAUCAGUCUGCAGCGACGACGCACAAGUGGCGUGGCUAUCGCAACUAGUGUCAACUCAGCGGCAGCUGCAGCAGCAGCAGCAGCGGCAACGAUUGCAUCGGUACCCGGACUGGCUGGCAAGCGACUCCAAUUGCCUCGGGCAGGCGGCGGCAGCGGUGCUGCCAACGCGCCCAGUGUGAUCAUGCUGCCGGAUUCGCUGUCGCCGCAGGAGCGACAUGACAGCAAGAGCUGGAAGCCCACACUGAUACCGCUGAAGGAGCAGCACAAGGUGCCGAACAAGUCGCCGACUCUGUUCCAAACAGCCGACGGACGUCGCCUGCCGGCCCAAGUGCAGGUGCAGUCCGGCGGCAAGCCAUACCUCAUCUCCAUCAUAGACUACAAUCGCAUGUGCAUAUUGCGACGCGAGAAGCUGAUGCGCGACCAGAUGCUGAAGACGAAUGCCAAGUCCAAGCCAGGUGGUGGUGGCCAGGCGCAGUCGCAGUCUCAGUCGCAAUCCCAGCAGCAGCAACAACAGCACUCGUCGAACUUUGCUGGCCUAAGCAGCAAAAUGGCAGCAGCUCAACAGACUGCACGCCAGCAGCUGCAGCAGUUGCAACAGCAGCAGCAACACAAGCAACAGCUGCCUACGCUGCAGCCAGGCGGCAGCAGCGGAUUGCGUUUGGCUCGUCUGGCGCCGAAGCCAAUGCCACCACUGAGCAACCCACAGCAGAAUGCGACCACGACUAGCAACAGUGGCAGCAGCUCGACGACGACAACGCAGGCGACCAACUAUCAGCCGAUGCUGGUGAAUGCCUUGGCUGCUGCGGCAGCGGCUGCAGCGACGGGCAGCAGCAGCGGAUUGGACAACAACACCUCGUGGCUGUGGAAGAACUAUCCGGAUCACUCGCAGUUUCUACUGAAUGGCAAUGGCAGCGGAGCUGGAAACGCCAGCAAAUUACCGCAUCUCACCAGCAAGCCGACAGCGACAAGCAUCAGUGGGGGCGGCAGCGGAUUAGGUGGGAGUGGCAGUGGUGGAGGUGCGAUUACUUUCACGCUCAAACAGCAGCAACAACAGCAGCAGAAGCUCAUCGAUAAUGUCAUCAUGUCCAAGAUACCCAAGAGUCUGACAGUCAUACCGCAGCACAUGGGUGGAGGAGGAGGAGGUGGCGGAGACUUGACAGGUUCAGGCUCAAAGGAAUGAGAACAACUGAAGCCCCAACAACAACCGAGUGACGAUGAUGGGAUGCAUUUGAAACGCAAGCAGUUGAUACUUUAAGACGAAGAAAGGAUGCGAGAGAGAUCAGAGUCAGCUUUAGCUGUAGCUAUAAUAUAUAUAUAUAUAGAUAUAGUAGUGUUGGCCAAGCAUAUUCCAUAGAAACAGUCGCGGAUCAAUGGAUACGCCCAAGAAGGAUUUUAGAUGAUAGGCAAACUACACAACAAACACACAGAAACACAUUAUACACACACACACACACACACGCAUACAUACAUACGGCUAGAGUUGAAAACUAUACAAAUAGAAUGAAGAGAGACAGCGAUAAGCAUGAACACAGCGCAAGAAGAAAUGGCGACAGAAUCGUGGUGUGUUAUAGGUCUAAAGUUAAAAUACCUUAGAAAUACAAAAGAUACAUAUAUACACUACAUAUGUAGUAGAGGGGACACACACACACAUACACUUCUUUAUAGAUAUACACACACAAUAUGAUACGAUAUGAUAUAUAGUAUAUAGGCAUUGUAGUAUUAGUGCUCGGGGUGUGUUCUAUAUUGAAUCAUUGUUAAGUAUGCCUUUAAAGUUAACAUACUGCGCGAACAGAUAUAUAUACACACACACACACAUCUUCAUCAGCAAAGAAAUAAGGCAGAUGCACAUAUGUAUAUGUAAGGAAGGAAUACAUAUAUGCAUAUAUUUUUUUAUUCGACUUUACGGCACAUCAUUACAACAUUUGGGCAUUCGUGUAUUAUAUAUAUACCAAAUUGCUAGUACAUAAAUGCACUGACCAGACAGAAACGGCACGUGUGUAGAAAGAGAGGGCAGAGCACAAACUAAAUGCUGCCAAAAAUGAUAUUGGCAGAGGAAAAGAGAAUAUUUUGUAGAGUUGCGCAUGGAUGCUCGCUUGUUCCGCCUUCGAACUUAUGUCGCGUCGUCUCGGCUACACACACACAUACACAAAUUCUCAUACACACACACUUUCGCAAACCAGAGUUAGUUAGUAGUUACUCUCAUUUAAGAUGCUUUUUUUUUAUUAAAUUUACUAUUACACAAAGACUACAAUUCUAUAAAGAAAUGAAAGAAGAAUGCACUAAAAUGAUCGA